Pocillopora meandrina is the source of this 2520-nucleotide messenger RNA. NCBI's taxonomy places the organism in Eukaryota, Metazoa, Cnidaria, Anthozoa, Scleractinia, Pocilloporidae. The record is from the annotation of a GenBank genome assembly.
GUUCGUAAAACGUGACCUAAUCACCUUUAUCCAACAUGUCCAAGUGACUUCUCCAGUAGGAAAUAUAUUCCGCACGUGAAGCAAGCUGAUUGUUCCAAGUUUCCAUCCAAUAGUGUCCUGUCUGAGUUUCUCCUGGAUGAGGUAGUCUCGAUCGGUACUACCGUCGGCACGUGAAAUAAGUUAGACAUAUUCUGAAAAAUAGCAGUACGAGUGAAAAAGUGAGGGAAGGAAGACGACGACGAAAACUUUAGCGGCGAACCUGGUGUGAUACGAAUGAAGAGCUUUGUUUUGCACUAAUUCUGCAAAAUUUAGGCAAGUGUACCUUAACGUCUCCAAAAUUUUAACGCUAGUUAUCAUUUAACGCAAGUUUUAACACCGGAGUCGCCAGUAAGAAAUUAGACAGAACAUCUAAGCUUAAUGUUGUUUUGGACAAUUUGAAAAAGAGUACGUUUAUUUCUUCGUCAGGUUGAUCACAAUGACCGCCAACUUUCUUAAAGAUUACAUGGACUUGGAUGAGUUUUUGGCCGUCAAAGAUCUUUGCACUGGCCUUUCUCGAACUGAGAGUGAUUACUCGGAAGAUGAAAUCGAUCAAGACAUCGCUAAUCUCGUGGACGAUGAAGAUGUCCCUCCGUUUUACACCUUUCCACCUUCGAAUAUUCCUCAGCUAUCUCCAGAUUGCUUCGGAGGUAGUACCAGCGAUACGGACGAGGGACGAGGUGAGAGUGUUAGCUCUGAAAAUCCUGCCUCUUUAAGCUCGAGCGAGUCCCUUAAUUCAAAUGAGACCGAGAGAGCCUCUCCCAAGAAGAGAAAGCGCAAAUCAACAGCGAAAAAUGACGACGCACAGAAAACAAGUGCACCGCGAAGAAGGAGAAGGAAAGCAGAAGAUACCAAAGAGAAACAGGGGAAUACAACAGCUGGCAAUGAUGAGGGAAAACAGCCGCGAAAGAUCUCCCGACAGACAGUGAACGACGAUGUUAAAGAUGAAAAAUACUGGGAGAGAAGGAGGAAGAACAAUCAAGCUGCCAAAAGAUCUCGAGAUCUCAAGAGACAGAAAGAGUUAUGUGUUGCGGAAAGAGCUGCUUCGCUGGAAGACGAGAACAGACAGUUACGAGAGGAAGUUCAGAAACUUCGUGACUAUCUCAGAACUCUAGACGAAAAGAUGGAUAAAUCUUCUACAGACUCUCAGUGAAGAAAUCUCCUUUGCACAAGAUGCUGUAAAUAUUGAUUUUGUUCCCUCGCCCUUUCCUUAGGGCUAAAGUCUUCUGCACUGAAAAUUCACCAUGGAAAGCUGCUGACCAAUUUUGUGGCAAUACUUAAGUUUCCAGCACUAAUUACAGGGUUUAAUGCCAACCUGUUAUCAAGAGUGUGCAGUUGUACUGUACCUUGCCAGACACUUGGACUGGACUCUACCUAUUCAUGUUCAAGGUGGGGACGUUAUUUGGUAUUUGAGGCUUUGCUCUUGCAAAGCACAGGUACCAUAAACAAGUGAGCUAAAGUUUUGGGUGACUUGAUGUGUAUUGUCUUCAUAUGAAGUCUAAGAAGAGCUUGGCACCCAAGAUUUCUGACAGGAAAGCCUUUGUCUUUUAGCUGUUGAAAUGUCAGGGAUAUAUCGAGUGCUAGCCUUGUUGUGUCUAGCAAUGAUAGAUGGGGUAUACCCAAAUGCUCUGUGAAUUUUGAGACAAAAGUUAAUUUUACAUUCGCACCCUUUCACAAAUCCAUGUGCAAAAUGGCUCAAGGUAAGCCAACUGUACUUUUCAUAGAUAAAAGAAUCUGAAAUUUUUAAUCAACUAUAAUUUUUCAUAUUGACAGGAAUUAGCUGAUGAGUUCCUGGCAUCCUAUUAAAUAUUGACAAACAAUUUUGAGUUAACUUGUUCACUGUAAUAAUUAUUGUAAGUAAGUAUGUUCAGAGAAGGUUAUGAUUCCAAGAAUUAUGAUGCAGAAAUAGGUAGUGAUAGCAGGUAGUAAUAAUGAUAUGCAUUCAUAAUUCAUACUUGAUAUUCUUGUAAAAUUAUAGCAGUGUGUUAUUUAUAGAUUCUGGAUAACAGCUCCAAACUUGGAAGUUGGUGAUCAAACACCAAAUAGGAGUAGUUUUUACAGGUUAAUUAUGGAAAGUGAUGAAAUGAUAUCACUGUUGAAUUAAGAAAUACCUUUUCAAAUUUGAUUGAAGUAGUUCUAGUAUGUUUACAUAUUUUAUUUGCCAAAGUGUUGUAAUGGAACAUGUCGGUGUAUGUAUUUUUUUUUUCUAUCUCACACUGGAGAAAUGUGACAUCAACAUUUACACCUUGGUCUGGUAGUGUUUCAAAACAAUUGGUAUUGAUUGAUGUGUAGUUUCAUUAGGUGUUUGACAAGGUAACCAAAAUAAUAAUUAAAAAAGUUUGGAUUUGUUGUUUGUAGUAUGUAUUGUUGUUUCUGUAGUACUGCUUUACCCUUGUACAAGAAGUCCUUUGCUCAUUUUGGAAGAUUAGACCUUUGCUGAUUUUUUUUUUUUUUUAUUGAUAAUGAAGAACUCCAUCAGGGAAA